CCCCUCCCCUUCCGGUGAGGCGCGAGCAGAGCGAAGCAGGAACGUGGACGCCGAUCUUCCCGGUAAGUCCUGUGCCGGGCGGUAGCGGUCCACGUUGAAGCCCCCAGUGCCCAGGACCCAGGCUGGACUAGUUCUCAUCGUGAAGACAGCUCUACCGCAGAGAUGGUCAACGUACCUAAAACCCGAAGAACUUUCUGUAAGAAGUGUGGAAAGCAUCAGCCUCACAAAGUGACCCAGUAUAAGAAGGGCAAGGAUUCCCUAUAUGCCCAGGGAAAGAGGCGCUAUGAUCGAAAGCAGAGUGGCUACGGCGGGCAGACAAAGCCAAUUUUCCGGAAGAAGGCUAAAACCACAAAGAAGAUCGUGCUGAGACUUGAAUGUGUUGAGCCCAACUGCAGAUCCAAGAGGAUGCUGGCUAUUAAGAGAUGCAAGCAUUUUGAACUGGGAGGAGAUAAGAAGAGAAAGGGCCAAGUGAUCCAGUUCUAAGUUUUGGGAAUCUUUUGUUCUUUGAUUUUUGAGAGGAAGAUGUUGAAGCUAUAGAAAAAUUGCCUGUAUGAAAAUAAAUACAGUGAUACUCUUA
Molecule: messenger RNA, 577 nt
Organism: Camelus dromedarius (Arabian camel)
Lineage: Eukaryota; Metazoa; Chordata; Mammalia; Artiodactyla; Camelidae
Gene: RPL36AL
Product: ribosomal protein L36a like
Exons: 2
Coding region: 163-483 (106 amino acids)
Biological process (GO): translation
Cellular component (GO): cytosolic large ribosomal subunit; ribosome
Molecular function (GO): structural constituent of ribosome
Source: RefSeq, a predicted model, not a curated record